AUGCUCGACUUCAAGGUCCCCUUCUACACGGACGUCUACUCCAAGCCUAUCGUCGGCGUGCCCAGCGUGCCAAGCCGGAACCUGCAGCGGGGAGAUUUGGUUAGAGGACUGCAUGAGGCUGCUGAUCGCGGCACGACGUACCCCUUCCUCACGGACGGGGAUACCAAUCUGACGGAAGGGUCUGGGUUUAACAUUGUGAUUGUGAAGGAUGGGGUCUUGUUCACGCCGCAGCGCGGGGUGCUGGAGGGCGUGACUCGGAAAAGUGUGAUCGAUGUCGCCCGCGCCAACGGCCUUGACAUCCGAGUCGAGUUGGUGCCCGUCGAGACUGUGUACAAGGCAGAUGAGAUCUUCAUGUGCACGACGGCGGGAGGCAUCAUCCUAUCACCACCCUGGAUGGCCAGCCAGUGA
Messenger RNA from Aspergillus uvarum CBS 121591, 408 nucleotides. Its product is annotated as D-aminoacid aminotransferase-like PLP-dependent enzyme. Lineage: Eukaryota; Fungi; Ascomycota; Eurotiomycetes; Eurotiales; Aspergillaceae. The record is from RefSeq and is a predicted model, not a curated record. Gene Ontology annotation, biological process: branched-chain amino acid metabolic process. Gene Ontology annotation, molecular function: branched-chain-amino-acid:2-oxoglutarate transaminase activity. Bases 1 to 408 code for a protein of 135 amino acids. The transcript has 2 exons.